Molecule: messenger RNA, 1548 nt
Organism: Penicillium argentinense
Lineage: Eukaryota; Fungi; Ascomycota; Eurotiomycetes; Eurotiales; Aspergillaceae
Product: DUF4219 domain-containing protein
Exons: 3
Coding region: 1-1548 (515 amino acids)
Source: RefSeq, a predicted model, not a curated record
AUGCCUGCACAUCUAACCGAGUCUCCCGACCGAAAUGUCGCGGCUAUUGAGCCUUUAACAGGGAGUGAUAAUUAUGCAACUUGGAAGCAUCUUAUGACUUCCUACUUAAAGGCAAGACAAGUCUGGGAUGUCGUGUCCGGAGAUCUCCAACGCCCUAACUGCCUUUUUAAAUACGCAAAACCGAUUACGGCCGACAUUGUUCCACUGGUUGAUGAACGCCUUAUUGGAGCCCCAAGACAGAAGGCUAUCGAAGCUCGUCUAGAAGCUGAAGUCCAGGCUUUUGAGCGACAUCAGGAAUGGUCCAAACGUGAGGCUGAAGCCUAUCACACAAUCUUUCGAUAUCUUUCCGUCGAAAUCAGUGUUCAUGUUGCAGGGCUAGAAACAUCUCGAGAUCUCUGGAACGACCUUGAAGAGCGAUAUAGACGAAUGGAGCUAGCUACAUUCUGCGAACUUUUCGCCCAGCUCAAAGAAACGACUGGAUCUAGCUGCACUAGUAUACGUGAAUUCGUUGAUCGAGUCCGAUUGCUAGUACAUCGCUUAAAUGCGAUCAUGCCAGGGUCAAUUGGGGAUCACGCACACGUUGCAAUCCUCUUAACUCAGAUCGGACCGGAAUAUGCGCUGAUAGUUGAUGCCAUCCAAAAUGACAAGGAUCCGGCCAAUCCCGCCAUGAUUGGGAAUCGCCUUGCAAAUGCUGAACGGACAGUUUCAGCAAAGAAUUCUCCAACCCCUCCGCGCGGAGCACCGUCAGUUAACACAGUGAAGGCGUCUGUCAAGAAAUGCAAUUACUGCAAGAAACGAGGCCAUGAAGUCUCGAAAUGCUGGAAAAAGAACCCGCAUUUGCGCCCUAAGCGGGACAACGGUGUCAAAACAGAAAGGAGUGUUUCUGGCUCACCACAAAAUGAAUCACAUCAAGGCCAGGCAGAAGAACGGCAGGGCCCGCCGACUUCUUACAAGAGACCAAGGAUCAAUAUUGUGAGGGCGAGAGUGACGACUCUCUAUACCCACGCGCCGAAUCCCCGGGGGAAGAUCAACCGAACCCUGAUCCUCAAGAAUGUCUACUACGCUCCCCGAAUCGGGAUGAACUUGAUCAGCGUACCAAAGCUCUUGAGGGAUCGCUAUUCUAUGAUAGCGCACCCCCAGAACGUCUUUCUGCAACGCCGAGGGCGAACUAUAGGGGCUGCCUUCCAUACAGAAGAAGAUCUAUUGAUCUUGCGAUGCUAUGUGAGCAAGAGAUCCAGACCUCAGGUCCAACUGGCCAGGUCAUCAUCAUCUAAUAAUCAUGAUAAUUGUAUCGAAAUGGAUAUCGAUGAACCGCUAGAGUCAAGUGGUGCACCGAGCGCAGUGACCACCUCUGAACUCAACUGUGAAGCUCAGAUACUCGAUGAAGAUGCAAGCAGAGGAGUUGACCAGAUCCCUAAAGAAGCACUCUGGCAUGCUAGAUUAGGGCAUCUAAACAGAGGAGACCUAAGGACGGUCCUUUCUCAAACUGGCACUCCGUACCAACAACAGAAAAGCAACGCCACAGUGUCCGGCUUGUAUGUCGGGUAA